Molecule: messenger RNA, 909 nt
Organism: Fimicolochytrium jonesii
Lineage: Eukaryota; Fungi; Chytridiomycota; Chytridiomycetes; Spizellomycetales; Powellomycetaceae
Exons: 1
Coding region: 210-650 (146 amino acids)
Biological process (GO): protein import into mitochondrial intermembrane space
Cellular component (GO): mitochondrial intermembrane space
Molecular function (GO): protein-disulfide reductase activity
Source: RefSeq, a predicted model, not a curated record
CUUCCCACCUGCGCUGAGCGUCCACGUUUGCAAUCCCCACACUACAUACAACUUACAAGUAGAAAAGACCGAGAACCUCAGGGUAACGCCCUUUGUGUAUAUAGUGACAUAUAGCGUAGUCGCAGGCGGAACCGAUUCGAAAGUGCUCACAUUCAGAUCCGCAAAAAAAAGUCGUUCAUAUCUCUACCACCUCGAAUCCACGCAUCGCAAUGUCGCCCUCCGCCUCCGCACCACAACGGUCGUCAGACCACAAAGACGAACCCUCCACAUCUCCCACCACCACCCCCGACACCCCCGCCGCCACCGUAAUAGACGCCAAAGCCACCGAAUCCUCCCAAGAAGACGCCUACGACCCCGAAACCGGCGAGAUAAAUUGGGACUGCCCGUGUCUCGAGAACAUGACCAAGCCGCCGUGCGGGGACUCGUUCAAGGCCGCGUUCUCGUGUUUUGUGUACUCGAAGGAGGAGCCGAAGGGGUCGGACUGUUUGGAGCAGUUUAGGGAGAUGCAGAAGUGUUUUAGGGAUCACCCGGAUAUUUAUGGGGCUGAAUUGGAGGAUGAUGACGAUGACGAGGAGGAUGAGGACGAGGAGGAGAAGGAGGAGAGGAAGGGUGAUGAGAAGAAGGAGGAGCAGGCGUCGGCUUCUCGCUAGAUUUUUAGAUGUCGGCGUCAUAAGUCGUCACCUGGCUCCUACGCAUUGCAUCGACACAACCAGCAAUCAGCUCUAUCAUACGACAAAGUAGACAGCCCCGUAACCAUCAUUUUUGCGUAUCAACAAACUCCGUGUACACGUAUUCUCUAUAUAUAUAUAUCUGUUCGAGAGUGUGCGCAUUGCGACGGAAAUCAGAUGCAUGUAUACAGUAAUGGCCACCUUGAUGCUCAAUGGUAUCGCAGUUGGUAGCUUGCAAAUU